AUGACCGUCGCCGCCAGCUCAACAGGCACGGCGUUCGUUGCCGUCGACGAAUAUGGCACCAUCCCGGGCUAUUCCAACGCGAAUGCUCCCUUCGCCGACUACACGCCGACGCCCAUCACCGUCACGGUGUCGACGUUUGGUCUUGAUUCGGCGAUCUCUGCCAUCAAGACCACGGCGCCGUCCGCAGGCCAACCCGGCGCGGCUGAUACUCUUCGCACCCUGAACCCUACUGGUCCUACUUCUCAUGGACCGUACAGUGGCAUGCCCACUACCACGGGCGCGGUGAUGAACAGCCCGCUUGCGAGCACUAUUGCUCCGGGACCGCCUAACCCGACCGCUACCUACUACAACACCGACGGCCUACUGCAGAACCAACAGCCAAUCCCCUACGAACCAGCAGGCGGCCUCGGCACCAACGGCUCGCAGCCCCGCUACAUGGUGGAAAGCGACUUCGACUACGAGUCCAUCAUGCUCGGCCUCUACCAAGAGUGGAUCGAGCUGGACUGCUUCAACCAAGGCCUCGCCCUCUUCGACGAAGCCGACUUCGCCGCCGCCGGCCUCGGGCCCGAAGACAUGUCGCUCAUCCAAUUCAUGGCGCAGCAAGAAGCCGGGCACGCCACUCUGUUGUCCAACAUGUUGGGCGAGACGGCCGCGCCACAAUGCACGUACGACUACCCCUUCACCAACGUGCGGGAGUUUGUCGACUUCAACCAGAUCCUGACGCGCUUCGGCGAGUCCGGCGUCUGGGGUUUCAUCAACCACCUCGACUCCCGCGAGGUUGGGCAACUCCUCGCACAGUCGAUCGCAACCGAGGCGCGUCAGCAGAUGAUCUUCCGCCAAAUGUCUGGUCUGCACCCCAUGCCCGUCUGGUUCGAGACCGGCAUCCCGCAGUCCUGGGCCUGGACGUACCUCGCGCCAUACAUCAGCUCCUGCCCAGAGAACACCACGCGCCUCGCAUGGCAGAACUUCCCGGCCCUGCACGUCGAGAACCAAGCGAACAUCAACCGCCUCUCGCCCAACGACACCGCGAACUGGGAGCGCACGGGCAACCGCACGGCCGACCCGGCCAUCACCAACAUCCCGCAGAACGCGAGCUGUCUCAGCACCAACGUCACCGGCUACGGCUGCUACCCUAAUAUCGGCAAGAACCGCUCGGAGCCCCUUUCUUUCCCUGGAAAGGAGGUGUACUUCCUCUGGGAUGACCCGGGCACUCCUGUUGGGCCUAACAUGAGCUACGUCACGUCUACUGCCGCUGGCGCGCCCGAGUGGGUUGCGUGGGUGUCGCAGCUUAACCUCACGUACACGCCUUUGAUGAAGACGGGCCCCAACUCGGGUUACACUUACCAGCCUGCUUCGGAGGUGUACGAGACGAAGGGCGCGGCCAACGGGACGAUGUUUGUUGCUCUGACGGAUUCGGACUUGUUCUUGACGCCGUUUAAUUUGAGCAUGAUCAACCCUCACGUCGUCGCUCUUGGUAUCUACCAGGCCGGUUAA
Molecule: messenger RNA, 1494 nt
Organism: Neohortaea acidophila
Lineage: Eukaryota; Fungi; Ascomycota; Dothideomycetes; Mycosphaerellales; Teratosphaeriaceae
Product: ferritin-like domain-containing protein
Exons: 3
Coding region: 1-1494 (497 amino acids)
Source: RefSeq, a predicted model, not a curated record